AAAACAUGUCAACUAAAAAAACAUUGUAAAAAGGAAAAUGUAUCAACUAAAAAGAAAAUAAGGUAGUAUUAUAUUCCGUGAGACCGUGACGGACUCACCUUAGGUCACGGUGACCUUGGAAAAAAAAAAAAAUUAAAAAACACACUCCUCUUUUCUUUUACGCUGCACCCCUUUGCUCUCUCUCCCACAUUUUAAGCGUACUAUAAAUUCUGCAUUGAAGCAGCUUCUGAGCUUUCUUUCCUCCAUUGAUACAUCUUCUAAGGAAACUGAUACAUAGCAUAAUUGUCAAUUCAUUGAGAAGGAAGGUAUGGAGAUAAAAUUAGGGGACCACCCUUUUGACGUAGACUUUCAUCCGUCGGAUUCUCUUGUUGCAACUGGAUUAAUCAAUGGUUACCUCCUAUUGUAUCGUUAUGCUGCUGAAGCAGAACCACAACGUUUGCUGAAUGUUCGUGCCCACAAGAAGUCUUGUAGAACUACCCGGUUUAUCAAUGAGGGACGCGCAAUUGUGACGGGAUCCGCAGAUUGCUCAAUUCUUGCCACUGAUGUUGAAACUGGAGCAAAGAUUGCUCACCUUAAAAAUGCUCACACAGAUGCAGUCAAUAGUAUAAUCAAUUUGACUGAAGCAACCAUUGCCUCGGGGGAUGAUUCAGGAUGUGUCAAGUUAUGGGAUACCAGGCAACAAUCUUGCUGUCACACUUUUCAAGUUCAUGAGGAAUACAUAUCAGAUAUGACUUUUGCAUCAGAUUCGUUGAGACUUUUGGCUACAAGCGGAGAUGGUACUCUGUCUGUAUGCAGUAUCCGGAGUAAUAAGGUCCAAGCACAGUCCGAAUUUUGCGAGGAUGAACCACUGUCUGUAGUCAUAAUGAAGAAUGGCAGGAAAGUUAUAUGUGGGACACAAAGUGGGACUUUGUUGCUAUAUUCAUGGGGAUUCUUCAAAGAUUGCAGUGAUCGAUUUGUUGAUCUGAGCCCUAACUCAGUAGAUGCUCUCUUGAAGUAUGAUGAAGACAGACUCAUUACUGGAUCAUCUAAUGGGCUCAUCAGUUUGGUAGGCAUAUUGCCCAACAGAAUCAUUCAACCCAUUGCUGAGCACUCAGAGUAUCCAGUUGAGCGUCUAGCUUUUUCACAUGAUAAGAAGCUUCUUGGAAGUAUAUCUCAUGAUAACACAUUAAAGCUGUGGGAUAUGGAUGAGUUACUACAAGGUCCUAGCACGGUGACAAGAAAUGAUACAGCUGCAGACAGUAAUAGUGAUAGUGAUAGUGAUGGCAUGGAUGUUGAUUCUGAUCUUGCAAAUGCUUCCAGAGGUACUAAGAGGAAGAACACUGGUACUGGCAACGGGAAAGCUUCAAGCAGUUCUUUUGGAAGUUUUUUCGAAGGUUUGUAACAUUUUGCAGAAUAUCUGCAAUGUGGACAUAUCAAUCAGUGAAUGUGUUGAUGCCCCGCGCUUGUCCUUAGAUGUUGCUUUUGAUGUGCGCGUCAUGCUUCAUAUGGCAAUUUUGUUAAGAUUCUAAACUUUUUAUUAUAAUUAUUUUUCUUAAAAUACUGUAGACUUUAAUGGUUAUAAUUUUUUAUCCGUCCAACUUUUUAUGUAGUAAAUCUGCUAUUUUUGUAGUAUUUUGGUCUUAAGUUCCCAUUUAGGUUAAUGUUAUUUUCCUUUUCUUCACAUCUGAUUAAAUCGAACUAGCUACAUUUUCUCAAGUUCAUUUCUCCAAAUUAAUAGAUAGAUAUAAUCAUACGGUAAGCCUCUUACAUUUAGCCAAGGAAUUGUAAAGUUGCAUUUCAUAUUGUGCUGACACUACCAAAUAACUAUUCAUAUAAUUUACUUAUAUUAUACUUC
Molecule: messenger RNA, 1834 nt
Organism: Chenopodium quinoa (quinoa)
Lineage: Eukaryota; Viridiplantae; Streptophyta; Magnoliopsida; Caryophyllales; Amaranthaceae
Product: WD repeat-containing protein 55-like
Exons: 16
Coding region: 308-1381 (357 amino acids)
Molecular function (GO): protein binding
Source: RefSeq, a predicted model, not a curated record